AUGAACUACCAUUUGGUAGUUCAAAAUCGAAAUUAUCUGAAGGUGUUUGGUCAUUGGCCUUGGAGUAAAAUAUUAAUUAUUGGUUUAAUCGCAUUAUGCAUUAUUGGAAUUAUACUUGCACUUAUAUUCUGUAUUCUUGGAAAGAAAUUUAGAAAGAAUCAACGUUCAGCAACAACCGCAAAAACUGGUUCUGCAGGCACAGGAAAACAUGGAGUAACUCCAGGAACAGCACAGGGAACGAAAUAUGAAUCAGUGGCGGCUGGUGUUUAA
This is a messenger RNA of Adineta steineri, 270 nucleotides long. NCBI's taxonomy places the organism in Eukaryota, Metazoa, Rotifera, Eurotatoria, Adinetida, Adinetidae. The record is from the annotation of a GenBank genome assembly.